This is a messenger RNA of Wasmannia auropunctata (little fire ant), 1691 nucleotides long. RefSeq lists its product as uncharacterized. The transcript has 6 exons. The record is from RefSeq and is a predicted model, not a curated record. Bases 407 to 1234 code for a protein of 275 amino acids. NCBI's taxonomy places the organism in Eukaryota, Metazoa, Arthropoda, Insecta, Hymenoptera, Formicidae.
UCAUAUGUCGAUCGUCUUCGAAGAGUGUAAAUAGUUUCAGAGAGAGUCAUCGAGAUUCUCAUCUGCUAUUAGUUUCGAAACGGCGAGUUUAAAGGGGCUUGGACGGAAUUUCAAUGCCAUCAGAUCAGACUGAUCAGCCACGUGCAGUUUUGAUAACCGUGCAGGAAAAUUUAUGAUGUUUCAGCAGCUAAAAUUUAGUGCUGCUCUCGAUUGAUUACAUACUUAUCCUUAAAACGAAAUUUUAGAAGUACCGUUUGUUGUACCGCAUAAAACAGAAACAAAGUUUUUAAACAAAUAAAACUGUUAUUGAGUCAGUUUCAAAGAUAUUUUAUUUCAAUCGAAACUUUAUUGUGUUCCUUUACGUGAGUUUGAUUUGUGUUUCCUCUAAAAUUUUUAUUUCAAAUCGAUGGCAAAACUGAGAAAACGAAUUAUGAUACACGUGUCGUCCGAAAGCGUGCACAGAUAUGAUCGGGUGAAACGCAAAGGGGCGGCUUUCCUAACAAAUCUGUUUAAAUUAAGAAAACUAGCGGUAGGGAUGAAGAUCAACGAAGACGAAGAGAUGGAACGCGCGCCCAGGGUGGAGACUCCCGCAAUUAUUACCAAUACGUGUCGCCGGACCGGCUCGGAAAGUGAUAGCACGAUGUCGCGAAUUCCGUCGACCUUGAGUGUGACAGCGGUGGACGUCGUUGUCUCCUGUCAGCCGUCACCCUCGCACUCAAUUUUGACCCUGACACCCGGUAGAACGCGUAACAUCGAUCAGGACAUGGAGGCACUCAGGCUGAGUCGUCAGGACAAUCCUUUCCUACAGGUAUUAGCCAGCCGAGAGAGCCUAGUGGAAUCGAUCGAAGAGUCCGAGUCCGACGAUGCGAUUCUAAUGUCGCAGGAAUACGGUGACGCGGAUCCGCUCACACUCGCGCAAGUACACGAGCACCUGGUACGCAGUCCACCCCCGGCUUCGUGGCCCAAUUCCACGGCCUUCCAGUUUCCCAAUCAGGAUGAAAGUAUCACUCCAGGCAAGAACGACACGGCACUCCUAGUCAAGAGCCCGUCGAAGACGCCCUCGCAUCGCGGUAACGACCACGAGCUCUCCAGGAGCGAGACGUCGACCGAUAUUAGAGAUCGGCAUUCUCAUCCCUUCUCGCUAUUACAUCCGACGCCGAUUCGCUCCUUGUCGGAAGUUCGACGACUUCAUCGAUCGGCUGACGACAGUGUGCAGCUCAUGUCGAACGAAUAAGCUCAGGAUGUUGAAUCCUGAUCGGAAUUCUCGCGACUGAAGGAUGUUCUCGGUUCAGUUCUGCCGAAUAUCCGUCGAGAACAGCGAUUGCUGACGAGUCGAAAGAAAAAUUUCGUUCGUGCAAACGAAAUUUAUGAUCGAUUCCAAGACAGGGUUUGUCUUAAUUAAGAAGGUUGAUGCACAAGAAAUAAGCACUGAAGGAUCGGAUCCAAUACUUCAUCAUAUUGAAGCUACGAUGUGCUUGAGGUCGGUGGGUGUGACAGGAGAUUACGGAGCGAUUAAUGACGAUUAAUGACAUAGUGCUUAACAGAGAUGGUAACCAAUUCAUGCAACAAGCAUGAAUUUCAAGCACGAUUAACAUUUUCUCCAUUGGGAAGGUGAAGCAAUGCGCAUGUUGAAAAAGGAAAUAACGAUUCCAUCGUUUUGAAUUUUGAUAGUUUAUCAAAUGAAAUACUUU